Messenger RNA from Ipomoea nil (Japanese morning glory), 730 nucleotides. RefSeq lists its product as uncharacterized. The transcript is spliced from 3 exons. Lineage: Eukaryota; Viridiplantae; Streptophyta; Magnoliopsida; Solanales; Convolvulaceae. Bases 132 to 500 code for a protein of 122 amino acids. The record is from RefSeq and is a predicted model, not a curated record.
CUCGCAACUCUCCUCUCUUCACUUCAUCUGCAGUCCAAUUCUUCGCUGGUACAAAUCCGCAGCUUAAGCCGGCAGUUGCUUGCAACCUAAUCACCACCAGCAACAUUCACUGACAAGAAGUGGUAGGGGAGAUGUUUGGGCAUCUGUGGAAUCGGUUUUGUGACCUAGCAAUGGUUUCAAGGCCUGUUGAGAAGGGUUUGAUGGACAAGGCAAUGGAAGUGGCAGAAAGAGUGAGGAUAAAGCAGGUUACAGAAGAAGGGCUUUUACAAGGUUGUUGUCCUGUGUGUUCAGGGGCUAUCCUGUCGGCGCCGGAAUCUGAUGUAAGGAUGUUGCUGGCUGCGCACUUCUGUGACUUGCACCCCGUAGAUGUCUACUCGAUGUGGGAUAAGAUGGCUGACAAAAAAGAACCAGAAGUUGUGCGCAGGCCUUCCUUUAUCUUCGCAGUUGGGAUGGCUGCUGGAGUUUUAGCCCUCACUGGAGUCUUUGUGCCAAUAAUAUAAUUCCCCCGCCAUGCAUGCAUGGUUUCCACUAGUGAAAGGUUUUAAUAUGUUUGGGCACACAUAGAUAGAUCAAAGAUCAGUACGUUUCUGGCUAGUAUCUUGAGUUACUGCUUUGUAAUAAUGAAAUCUUGAACUAGCAAACCAGUUGGGAUCACAUACCAACUCAUAUUUUUGCUAUUCAGGAUGCUAAUAAAUAUUGAUGACGUCAAGUAAGUAGGGAGUAAAAAGUA